Corvus hawaiiensis (hawaiian crow) is the source of this 3025-nucleotide messenger RNA. RefSeq names its product vasoactive intestinal polypeptide receptor-like. The transcript has 12 exons. Lineage: Eukaryota; Metazoa; Chordata; Aves; Passeriformes; Corvidae. Gene Ontology annotation, molecular function: G protein-coupled peptide receptor activity; vasoactive intestinal polypeptide receptor activity; peptide hormone binding. Gene Ontology annotation, cellular component: plasma membrane. Bases 47 to 1324 code for a protein of 425 amino acids. The record is from RefSeq and is a predicted model, not a curated record. Gene Ontology annotation, biological process: cell surface receptor signaling pathway; adenylate cyclase-modulating G protein-coupled receptor signaling pathway.
CACAGCAGGCAGAGGCAGCAGCAGGACCCGGCGGCUGCUGCGGAGGAUGCGAACUUUCUGCUGGCUGCUGCUCCCGCUGGUUACAGGCAUCCAUCCAGAAUGCAAAAUAUUCCAGCAGGUGGUCAAAGAGGAGGCUCUCUGCUUGGAACACAAUGAAUCUGCCUCACCUGAUCUUAAAGGAUGUGCCAGAGAUUGGGAUGGUUUAACCUGUUGGCCUAGAGCCACUUUUGGAGAAGUGGUUAAAAUUCCCUGUCCACGAUUUUUUGAAGAAUUCACCAGUACCCAUGGUUUCCUUCAGAGGAACUGUACACAGGAGGAAUAUUGGUCAGAGCCAUUCCCACCAUACACCAUUGCCUGUGGGUUUGAUGAAGGUUCCAGCAAAGGACCUGAGGAUCAGAAAUCCUAUUAUUCUGCAUUUUGGCGUGUCUACACCGCCGGCUAUGCAGCAUCCGUGACUUCGCUCAUUACAGCUUUAAUUGUCUUUGCUGCCUUCAGAAAAUUCCACUGUACACGGAAUUACAUCCACAUGCACCUGUUUGUCUCCUUUAUCCUGAGAGCAGUUGCUGUUUUCACCAAAGAUGCUGUUUUGUUUGCAGAUGAAACUAUGGACCACUGCCUCAUGUCAACGGUUGCUUGUAAGGCUGCUGUGGCAUUCUUCCAAUUCAGUAUUUUAGCCAAUUUCUUCUGGCUUCUUAUCGAAGGGAUCUACCUGCAAACCCUGCUGCUGCUGACCUUUGUUUCCAACAAGAAGUUUGUGUGGUGGUUCAUAUUUACUGGCUGGGGAGCUCCCACUGCUGUGAUGUUUGCUUGGGUCCUCACACGAAUCCACCAACAAAACACUGGAUGUUGGGAUGAUGAUGAAAAUGGAGUGGUGUUAUGGAUUAUCAAAGGCCCCAUCCUGCUAACUGUAUUAAUUAACUUUAUUAUAUUCAUUAACGUGAUCAGGAUUCUAGUCCAUAAAUUGAAAUCCCAAGAGGGAGGAGGGAGACAUUCAAGCCACUUUGUGCGACUUGCAAAAUCCACAUUGCUUUUGAUCCCCCUCUUUGGGGUUCACUACAUUGUGUUUGCAUUUUUCCCAGAGAGCACUGGUCUGGAAGCUCGGCUUUAUAUCGAGCUGGGCCUGGGCUCAUUUCAGGUUCAGACUGAGCUGAAGAAACAACUGUGCAAGUGGCAGUACCAGGAAUACCUGACCUUCACCCACAAACACGGGACCUUGUCCAGAGAAACCAGCCCAGUCAACCACGUCACUCAGUUAUCCCUGCUGGACAAAAACAGCCCCAAACGGAGAACCUCUGUGUCCCAGGACGGUGUCACCACUGUCUGAGCAGGGCAAAUUGCUGUGACAUUGUGAUAUUGUGAUGUGCUAUCCAGAGGUGGCCAACUGGAUCCUUUGUGGCUUUCCAUAGUGUCAGGAGCCUCCUGUAAAUUCCUUGUCCUGAACAGGAGUUGCUUUUCUCACCUGGUACAGAUCUGCAUCACAACUCUGAUUCUUUCUCUCCUGAAGCAUAAAAUCCCCUUUGUUUUGCUGUGAAAAGCCAGACUUUGAGCUGGAGUGAAUCAACAGGUUAGCAUACACCCCCCCCUACAUUAACUCCUCCCAGGCCCAGCAUGUUUGUCAUAUCUUUGUUAGCAUUUCCCAAAAUUUCCAGUUUUCAAGACCAUGAUUCCUAACCAUCAUUUGAAAGGGUUAUUUGGUGGCCAGGCUUUGCCAUAAUGAUUUCUGGUGUUUUACGACUUGUUUUGAGGUGUCUUGAGACAAUUUAAUGGAGAUGAGGCACAGAAACCUGCCAAGCACUUACCUACAGCAAAGCAAUCUGCUUUAAAAGGAAUCUCAAUAUGUCUUCAGUGACACAAACAAGUGACACAAAAUAUCUGCUUGAUUUUUUUUUCUUCUAAGCCUGUUGAACAGAGACUAAAUUAGGCCAGAGGAUCCCAAACCCUUUCUUGUCCAAAGGAAAAUAUGGAGCAGAGGAAUAUUAGGCAGAUGAUGUGUGAAGGAAUAAAUUAGAGCAAACCCAAUGCCAGGUGCUAGCUGGGGUGCCUUGUGCUCAGAAUGACUUACAGACCUACUCUUAGCGCCCAGAUGUCGGUUUGUGUGGGACAGACGUUCAAAACCUUGAAGAUCAAUCAGUGAAACACCCAAUUAAACUGUACUUUUGUGCUUUUUUGAGGACAUGCCUUUAAGAACUAAAGUCUCAGUCCCGCCCAGCGUUUCUCAGCUCAUUAUCACUGCACUCAGUGCAGUUUCAGGGAUCAGGAUGCACAGCCCGGCAGUGACGUCUGGUGAAGCAAAAUCUGGUCUGGUGAAGCAGAGUGAACCAGAGCCAUGCUUGCACCAUUCUUUGGGUGACCUUCCUCUUUCUUCAGGACUGAGCUGGACUCGACCUCAGCCUUUCCAGAAGCAAAGAAAAGGCACUCAAGGUACACAAGAUGGGUCAAGCAUUCCCAGGAGAACCUGCAUCAGGCUUGGAAGCACUGCUGGAGACCACAGCCAUUCACUCACACUCUGAGCUCCAGUGUCAAUUUAGCUAAAACCCCCAGUACUCCAGUCCCUCAGUUUGCUCUGCUCUUGGUUAAUUAUUUAGGUCAACAGACAUUUGACUCCUGGAAACCUCUUUGCUGAUUUAGGUGCUUCAUCUCUAGUUCUAUUAGAGCAGAGAUGAACAGUCCAGGUUCUAUAAAUUCGAUUCAAAUAAGUUCUUUACUAAUUAGGCAUUUAACCCAUCUGCCCACAAUCUCAUAUGUUCAUUAUAAGGAGUAAUUUUGUCUAUUCUGACUUUCUUAUCAGCAUUGUUUGUAAAAGUAACCUCUGUUCCUGUGUUCUGUUGCUGAGCAUAGUAAUGAGAAUUUGGAUACAAAAUGUAUGAUGUCCAUUCAUAAAAUGCAAGUGGAAAUUACAGCUGCUGUGAGUUUGUACAUUUAGUUUAUGUCAGUUUGGAUAUUUCAUUUGAGUUUGCACAUUUAGUUUGUGUCCGUUUGGAUAUUUCAUUUGAGACUUUAUAAAAUAAAAGGUUACUAAUCCUGA